Triplophysa rosa is the source of this 3083-nucleotide messenger RNA. RefSeq names its product interferon-induced GTP-binding protein Mx-like. Gene Ontology annotation, molecular function: GTPase activity; GTP binding; microtubule binding. Lineage: Eukaryota; Metazoa; Chordata; Actinopteri; Cypriniformes; Nemacheilidae. Bases 824 to 2773 code for a protein of 649 amino acids. Gene Ontology annotation, biological process: defense response to virus. The record is from RefSeq and is a predicted model, not a curated record. The transcript is spliced from 13 exons. Gene Ontology annotation, cellular component: cytoplasm; microtubule; nucleus.
GUAAAUGAUGACACUUUUUUGGAUGAAUUAUCCCUUUAAUAUACUUCAAUGGUUUUUGACCAGCGAAUACAAGACGUAUUGUUAAAUGUACGCUAAAGUGGUUUUAUCAAUGUAACCACUUCUUCUUUGUCUUUGCUUGGUACUCUGUGCAUAUCCUCUUUAUUAUAAACACUAUUUUUCUGCUUCUAUGACAUGUUUGUUGUUGUUGUUGUUGUUGUUGUUGUUUUUUUCAAAAAUUCUCUAUGCAUGGUAUUUUGGCUAUGAUAACAACACAGCAAAAUCGCCAGUGUGGAAAUUUUGCUGUGAACUGCUAGACCAAGAUGCAAUUUUCUGUUCCUCAAAUACAUAUAUGCCUUUAGUGUUCGUUGAGAAAAAAAGUUACACACUUCUUCAUGUACACUUGCAUUCAAGCAGAGACUAUGGCAGAAUUUCCAAUAUGUGUGCAGCACUUCAUUCACAAUAGAGGCGGGGUAGAGCUAUGAGGUGUUACCAACAUCCAAUAGAGUUACGAGGUUUAGUCACAAGCUCUUUUUAAUAGUUUCAUUGGUUAAAUUUUGGGAAAAACAUGCAAACGGAUGGCAUGGAAGUAAAAAUAAAACAUGGAAGUACAACAGUAUAAAUACCUGUGAUCCUGAAAGUCAUUUCCUAAGUUAAGCUCAAGGUAAGGAGACAACUGUUUGAUAACUACUGUACUGGAGAUGAUGCACUCUCUAUUAUUGUCUUUGUAUUCUUUGUAGGGUUUUACAACAUUAACCAAUUACUUUUAUAAUGAGAAUUCGGUGCAAAUUCAGUUCAGAAUUUAUUGACUAAAUUUCAGAAAACUAUGGAAGGUCACGACAAACUUUCAGACCACACAUCUCAAGAUGAAGAAAGCUAUUUUUCAGACCCAGAAAGUCACGGAACAUUCCACAAUCCUUUCAUCGAGUCUGUUCGACCUCUGAUUGAGUUGAUUGACUCUCUGAGGUUGAUUGGCAUUGAUGAGGACAUUGGCCUUCCAUCCAUUGCUGUUGUGGGAGAUCAGAGUUCAGGGAAGAGUUCGGUUUUAGAAGCACUCUCUGGAAUAGCUCUGCCUCGAGGAAGCGGUAUCGUCACUCGCUGUCCUCUUGAGCUGAAAUUACGGAAACUCAAAAAAGGGCCGUGGUCAGGGACUAUUUCUUAUGGCGACCACAGUGAGACUUUUCAUGACCCGUUAAAGGUGGAUUACCUUGUUAGAGAAGCUCAAAACAAGCUUGCUGGGAAUACGGUAGGGAUCUGCCAUGAGCUCAUCACUUUGGAGAUUUUCUCUCCUGAAGUGUGUGACCUCACGCUGAUUGAUCUUCCUGGUAUAACCCGUGUACCUGUGCAUGGUCAACCUGGUGAUAUUGGGGAACAGAUUAAAUCCUUAAUAUUGUCAUUCAUCUCCAAGAGUGCAACCAUCAAUUUAGUUGUUGUACCCUGUAAUAUUGACAUAGCAACAACAGAAGCACUAAGGAUGGCACAAGAAGUAGACCCAGAUGGACACAGAACCCUCGCAAUUCUCACAAAGCCAGAUCUCAUUGACAGAGGAGCUGAGACUGAUGUCUUAAACGUUGUGCAGGGCAAAGUCAUUCCUCUCAGCAAGGGUUACAUUAUUGUGAGAUGUCGUGGUCAGAGUGACAUCAAUGAGAAAAUCUCCCUUGAUAAAGCCAUGCAAAAUGAAAUAACAUUCUUUAGGAAUCACCGUUAUUUCAGCUCCCUGCUGAAUGAGGGUAAGGCAUCUACUCAAUGCCUUGCAGACAAGCUGACAAAAGAACUGGUGGAUCAUAUCAAGAAAUCGCUGCCAUACUUGACUGAGCAGAUUCAGACCAGACUGCUCAAUGUGCAAAGAGAGCUUAAAAACUACGAGCAAGGUCCUCCUAUGGAAGAGGAGCUGAUGGGACCCUUUCUCAGUUCGAUAACAAUGGAGUUUUGUGAUCUAGUACAUGAACUGAGUAGUACAGGACAUUCAAAAUACGAAAACAUUUACGCUUCUCUACGUCCUGUGUUCAUGAAUUGGGACAUCCAUCUGAGAAAAACGCAAGUGUCAUUCACAGAGAAAGUGAAGGAAAUGAUAGAGAAGUACAAUGAGAUGCAUCGUGGGAGAGAGUUGUUAACUUUCUCAGAUUUCUCUGAAUUUGAGCGUGUCAUCAAAGAGCAUGUGGCAGCUCUUCAAGAACCAGCUAUAGGAAUACUGAAGGAAGUAAGAGAGAUUGUUCAGAAUGAGUUCAAGGUGAUUUGUGAUUUAUCUUUUGAACAAUACCCUCAACUGAAAUACAUAGUCUCUAACAUGAUUAAUGACAUUCAGUCAAAACAAGAGACCAAAGUGGAGAAAAGAAUCAAAGAGUUCAUUUAUAUGGAGCAACUGGUCUUUACCCAGGACACAGUUUUACAACAGAAACUCAAUGAAUCUGACGUCCCUAAAGAGGUUGGGUUAGACACCAGUGAUGGGAACCUCUAUGAAAACACUGAAGAGAGAAUUUUUAAUUCCAAAGGCUGUGCCUUACUGGAUGCCAGAAAUCUAACUCCAGACAAACUGGUUCUCUAUUAUACAAUAGUCUAUCAACGCCUCACAGACUAUGUGCCCAUGCUGGUAACUCUCUUCAUGCUGAAGGCCGCAGCAAAGAUUUUGCGCCAUCAAACGAUGGAACUGAGAAUCGAAGCAGAUUUGGUCAAACUGCUCAGUGAAGAAUCAGAGAGAGGAUGCAAGAGGGCUGAUCUGAAGCAACGUCUGGAACGCCUGACACAAGCUCAAGAUCUGAUCAGCAGCAGACUCUAAUACUGCUGUCUGAUACAACAUGAAUCAGAAUCAUUUUAGCAUCAGGGAGAAAUAAAUCAUUUUUAAAUGCUUUUUAUUGAUAAAUAUAGCAAAUGUAACUGCAAAAUAUGAUAUCUUGGUUAAAAUAUGAAAUGAUGUAUUUGUGAUUUAUACUUGUGAUUUCAAAGUUUAUAGCAAAUUAAUGCAAAUGACUAACAUCUUAGUUCUAAGUUUGUAAUGAAAAUGAAAAAUAUGCCCCAUCUCUACCAUAUUACCAGCAGAUAAAAAAUAAACUGUGAUUAUUUUAUUUAUGAAUUUAUGGAAUUUAAUU